AAAGACCGCCCAAAAGAUCCCGGAUGCGUUUCCAUGGAGACUGCGGGGAAUCCAUGCCUAAGGGGCUGAAAGAUGGAGAAAUACAAGAAGAUCCGGGUAGUCGGCCGUGGGGCAUUUGGAAUCGUGCACCUGUGCCUUCGUAAAGCUGACCAGAAGCUGGUCAUAAUAAAACAGAUACCCGUGGAACAGAUGACCAAAGAUGAGCGCCUAGCUGCUCAGAAUGAAUGCCAAGUAUUAAAGUUGCUCAGCCAUCCAAACAUCAUUGAAUACUAUGAAAACUUCUUGGAAGACAAGGCCCUUAUGAUUGUCAUGGAGUAUGCUCCAGGUGGAACAUUGGCAGAGUAUAUCCAGAAGCGCUGUAAUUCAUUGUUAGAUGAGGAUACCAUACUGCAUUUCUUUGUCCAGAUCCUUUUGGCUCUUCAUCACGUCCAUACCAAGCUUAUCUUACACAGGGAUCUGAAGACCCAGAACAUCCUGCUGGACAAACACCAAAUGAUUGUCAAGAUUGGGGACUUUGGAAUCUCAAAGAUUUUGAGUAGCAAGAGUAAAGCUUACACAGUUGUGGGGACUCCAUGCUACAUCUCGCCAGAGCUUUGUGAGGGAAAACCAUAUAACCAGAAGAGCGACAUCUGGGCAUUGGGAUGUGUUCUCUAUGAACUAACAAGCCUUAAGAGGGCAUUUGAAGCUGCUAACUUGCCUGCCCUGGUUCUGAAGAUCAUGAGUGGAACAUUUGCCCCCAUCUCUGACCGUUAUAGCCCUGAGCUCCGACAUCUCAUACUUAGCAUGCUGAACCUUGACCCGUCCAAGAGACCUCAGUUAAAUGAAAUAAUGGCUCAUCCCAUCUGUAUCCCAGCACUUCUCAACCUAUACAGUGAUAUUGGUAGUGUAAAGAUGCGCAGGGUUGAAAAGCCUCUUGCUUCAGUACCAGCAGUGAGUCGGGUACGCCCUGCAUCAAGGAUCCCUAGUGCAAGAUCCAGAGGUGGCCGGGUUGGCCAUUCUCCUGCAAAACCAGGUAUCCCACCUCCUCUCUCUUCUGUAUACACCUGGGGAAGUGGGAUUUCUACCCCUUUACGCCUCCCCAUGUUGAACACCGAAGUUGUGCAGGUCUCAGCAGGGAGGACUCAGAAGGCCGGAGUCACCAAAUCCGGCCGACUAAUCAUGUGGGAGGCAACUCCUGUUGGAACUGGGGCUCCUUCCCUCCCCGGAUCCAUUGAGCAUGCCCAGCCUCAGUUCAUCUCCCGCUUCCUAGAGGGCCAGUCUGGAGUGACAAUCAAGCACGUGUCUUGUGGAGACCUAUUUACCGCUUGUCUUACAGACAGAGGUAUUAUUAUGACUUUUGGUAGCGGGAGCAAUGGUUGUCUGGGACAUGCCAAUUUCAAUGAUGUUACUCAGCCUAAGAUCGUGGAGGAUCUCCUGGGCUAUGAGAUAGUUCACGUGUCCUGCGGGGCUUCACAUGCCAUUGCUGUAUCCAAUGAAAAGGAGGUGUUUUCCUGGGGCCGCGGGGACAAUGGGAGGCUCGGUUUAGGCAGCCAGGAGUCUUAUAACUCCCCCCAGCAAGUCAUCAUCCCACCGGAGUACGAAGCACAGAGGGUUGUGUGUGGCAUUGACAGCUCCAUGAUACUUACAGUGGCAAAUCAGCUUUUGGCCUGUGGGAGUAACAGAUUUAAUAAGCUGGGCUUUGAUCGCAUCUUGUCUGCAAGUGAGCCUUCUUCGGAGGACCAGGUGGAAGAGGCUUAUACCUUCACUCCUAUCCAAUCAGCACCUCUGAACCAAGAAGCCAUCCUGUGUGCAGAUGUAGGCACCUCACAUUCAGCAGUCGUAACAGCAUUAGGUCAGUGUUACACCUUCGGCAGUAACCAACAUGGUCAACUCGGUACCAGUGCUCACCGAAACAGCCGCGUGCCUUGCCUUGUGAGUGCCCUGCAAGGUGUAAAGGUGACGAUGGUGGCAUGUGGGGAUGCGUACACUGUCGCUGUAGGUGCAGAGGGACAAGUAUUCACAUGGGGAAAGGGAGCCAGGGGACGUUUGGGACGUAGGGACGAGGGAAUUGGAAUACCCAAAAUUGUGCAGCUGGAAGAAAACCACUCCUAUGUUGUAACAUCAGUGGCUUGUUGCCAUGGAAAUACUUUAUUAGCUGUGAAACCAAGUCUGGAAGAUAUUUCUGUGUGAAGCAAGGAUUUCAGAUAGAUGUCAGGACACACGUCUGUGUGGGAAGGCAGCAUUGACAAGUCACAUUCAAAUGAGCCCUCCUUAUGACUGAUCUUCUGGAGCAGCGCUGCUUUUCCCUGCAAGAUAGAGAGAGAGAGUGUAACUAGAUCUUAUCUCUGACAGACCGGGGCAUCAUAGCCUCACAAUUGGUGCCACCAGAGAGAGCAAAGCCAUGAAAAGCUGUUACCUUCUUUAGUGUACUGAAGGUAACCUGGCUGAAACCAGACUGAAAUGCAUCUGUUCUCAGUAAAAUAUACUGUGUUGCUGGGUGCAGAAUGAUUAUAUACAUCUAACACAUAAUACACACCCCCACCAUGGUAUGGGAGCCAGCAAUACCUUUCUGCCAUUGUACAUAAUGCAGGGCACAAAGUGCAUUUGCUAUGGGAAGGUAUGGGAGUUCAGUAAAAGCUGGAGGGUCACAGGUUGGGCUUUAUGGAGUUAAUAUUUUUAUAAAAUUCAAUACCAAAAUGUUCCUGCACUGCCAGGUAUCCCAGCAUGCUUUCUGUUCUGCAUCAGUAUUUUGGGCGCCAAGAUUUUAGCCAAAUCUACCAGCCAAAAGGACAUUUGCAUUUAGUUUUUUUCUUAUUCUAAUACUGUAUGUUUUAUACGUUAUGUACAUAUUUGAAUUUAUUUCAAUUGUCCAUCUAUUUAUUGUGUAUCUUUUAUUUGAAAAUGCCAGGCAGUAUUGUACUUGUGCGAAAUUUAGUAUUUUCUAUAAUGGAAACUUGCCUACCAAACCCUUUCUAUUGUAUCAGUGUUUGAUUAAAGGGCCACUACAGCCCCCAACAUUUAGCCCCUAAUAUGCUGAUUCAGCCAUUAUAGGUGAUAACUGAGCAACUUGCUGAUUCAGCCAUUAUAGGUGAUAACUGAGCAACUGGAUAUGUGGUAUUUAUCAACACAGGUAAUUACUAAAAUGCACAAAUCCAUCUUGGAUCAUGUCUCGGGCUGAAUGACCAGGCCUCAUACAAUAUUAUAAUCAAGCCAUCUUUUAUGGAUAGGCACCGACAUGGGCCUCAGACUUUACUGAAUCAACUACUUUGGUAUGAAAAGAUGCAGAGAAAAAUUGUGGACACUGGUCAAAAAAUACAUUUGACCAAUUCUAUUGACUCAAGGCUGACUUUCACCUAUAAGCACAAUCCUUAUUUUUGGGUUAUUUGUUUUCCAUGAAAGCAUCCUCAGUGUUGGACUUGGUCCCAACACAGAAUCUGAUGGCCUCCCUUUCAUACCACUCCUAAGCUGGGGAUCUUCUCGUACCCUAGUAUACCAGCCCAUCCCUGUGCAAAUUCCCAUAUACAUAGAACUAAUCCAUUGAAGAGCUCAAUAGGCUGUUGUGCCAAUUAUUCAUUAAGGAAUGAUGCUGUUUUGGGCAUUUCUUCAGGUGAAAUAAAAGACAGGAAGAGUCCUGAGGCUGGUGUGCACAUCAGCCCUUUGUAAAUAUGAAUUGGCACCUGAUUGAUCAGUUCAGUGGGUUGAUAUUUUGAACCUGAGGCCAGGGGGGUAGCAGGUCUUACACCACUAUAGGAAGAGCCAUUACCCUGAUUGCAUUCUCGGGCACUGUCACUUAGCUAGAUGCAGUAUAAGUGCAAUUUUGAGCACAAUUGCCAUUUUUCCCCCCCAGAAUUCAGAGUCCUGUGCCCACCACAAUUGCUUCCAAUUUGCCAGGAUGCACCUUUACUUUGUGGCAAAUCGGGUGCACUUUUCAAAGUCUGCCUGGCUGAUUGUUGGUCCAAAGACCCAUCAGGUUCAUUUAAAAAGCUGUUGUUUAGUUGGUUACCCACUUUCUAAUUAGUUAGUUAGUAGUUGACUGGAUAAGUUGCUUGUCUAUUUUUAUUAAAGGAGAACUCUGGCUUCUGAACCAAAAUCCCUGUAAUGUGUUCAUUGAAAAAGUAUGAAUAAAUACCAUUUAUAUGCUGAAAUCCAGCAG
Molecule: messenger RNA, 4132 nt
Organism: Xenopus tropicalis (tropical clawed frog)
Lineage: Eukaryota; Metazoa; Chordata; Amphibia; Anura; Pipidae
Gene: nek8
Product: NIMA-related kinase 8
Exons: 15
Coding region: 73-2169 (698 amino acids)
Biological process (GO): animal organ development
Cellular component (GO): centrosome; axoneme; cilium
Molecular function (GO): protein serine/threonine kinase activity; kinase activity; protein kinase activity
Source: RefSeq, a predicted model, not a curated record